UUCCUCGAAGUAGAUUUUUGCCGCGUACCGACCAUACAAAAUCGGAAAAUCCUAGUCCCUCCAUUGCCCGCUUGCCUCUACGGCGCCAUCGCUGUCUUUCCAGUGCGGUUCAAAAUCAUGCUUAUCCAGUUACAAACCCUGCCAAAGACUCUAGCUUGGCAUUCUUCUUUGACUCCAAGAGCCUCACCUAAGCCCCUUGAAGCCAAUCCGGCACCCGUUCGCCUCGCCGCCGCACCCAGCACUAACUCCGGCAUCAAAUUCCAGCAAAAGAUUCUCUACCUCCGAGAACUAAGAGUAAAUCCAUUGAAGGCCCUCAAUCAGAACCCAGAUUUACGAUCUGCCCCUCUAGCUUCCCUAAAAUCAGUAGAAAAUUGCCUCUGCUCAAUGGGUAUCCAGCGUUCCGCCCUAGGCCGCAUUCUCGACAUGCACCCCAGUCUCCUCACCUCAGACCCUUACGCCGACAUAUACCCUAUCUUCGAUUUUCUCCUGAAUGAUGUCAGCAUCCCCUUCCCCGAUAUCAGCCUGUCUAUCGUGCGUUGCCCUAGGCUCUUGGUUUCCAGUUUGGAGACCCGAUUGAGACCCACAUUGCGGUUCUUGGAGGAGUUCGGGUUCGCGGGUCCAUAUAAGAUCACUUCCCAGAACUCCAUGCUGCUUGUUUCCAGCGUUGAGCUCACUCUGAAACCUAAAAUUGAAUACUUGAUGGGAUUAGGGUUCACUUACAUUGAGGUUGUGAAUAUGGUUCUUAGGUGUCCUGGACUGUUAACUCUUAGUAUAGAUAAGAAUUAUAUGCCGAAAGUUGAUUACUUUCUGAAGGAAAUGAAUGGAGAUUUGGAGGAGCUGAAGGUCUUUCCUCAAUUCUUUUCGUUUAGUUUGGAGCGUAAAAUAAAGCCACGCCAUAGGCUUUUACUGAAGUACGGAUUCUCACUCUCAUUGGUGGAAAUGUUGAAGGUCAGUGAUGGAGAAUUCUGUGAGAGGGUUUUAGAUAUGAAGUUGCAGCUGGUGGACAACUGACAGUUGUUAUUGUCUGAUGAAGCCUUCUUUAAUCUUUUUGGAUGAUAGUUUGUCUGCAAAGGAUCUUGAGUUCCUCCUUAGUUUUGAUUGUGAUAUGAUUAGUGGAGGGGAGGACUCAGGUGAUACUAGAUCUGUGAAUGGGAUGAAGAAGCUUUAGAUGAAGUGGAGAAUGAAAAUGUUCAAAUUGAUUCUUCAAUUCUCACACCUUCAUUGCGUCCAAAACCUCUUCUCUUCCAUUUUGAGCAUGCUUUUCUAGAUGAGAAUCUUAAAGUCCCUGUUAUUCUUGGAUCAGGCUUGAGCUAUCCCAAGUCAUCCCAAAAAUCAGCAUGUCUUAAUUUACUUAGUGAGCAAGGGAAGCUUUAAACUGUCUGCGCUUCUUUGUUAUGAAGCAAUGGUCAGCACAUGCAAUUUUGGACGCGAUUUUCAUUAUGAGUCAUCCGGAAAUAGUCUCUAUGUGCUUUAGUACAGGGUCAUCCGGAAACAGUCUCUCUGUGCCUUUGCGGCACUGGGGUAAAUGAAAAUGAUGAAAAUGAUGAUGAGCAAAGAGAAACUCUAGCCCGGAAACUUUCUGACAUGAAAGGAAUCAAUGGUUGAGGAGGAGCUCAAUGUGGUGGACAAGUGGAGGCCUAUGGCUUAUGAAAACUCUGAACUCGAUAAAGAGCUCCUCGUUAAACACAGAACCGACAUAUCAAACAAGUUAAGGAGUUUCACGAGGGGGUAAAGUCCUGUCGUUUAACCCCCGACUGAAAAUUUUCAAAGGAAAGUUGAAGCUUAGAUGGUCUAAUCCUUUUGUAGUGAGCCAAGUUUUUUCAUACAGUACUGUUGAAAUUGACCACCCAGAGAAAGGCCGUUUCAAAGUAAAUGACCACCAUCUCAAGAAAGAUGUUAGAGAAUUGGGUUUUGUUGUUGUGUUGGGCAAUCGACAUUAAAAAUAGCGCUUUCGGAGACAACCCGAGCUUCUUUUUGCAUUUUAGACUUAGUAUUUACGUAGUAUUGCUUUAAGAAAACCCUAGAAAAUCACAAAAAUAUAAAGAAUAAGGACUCACCCAUACUUGCACGGUUGCACCCUUAUUAUCAAUUGAAGAAACACACAUGAUCAUGAAAAUAUACAAUAAAAUGAGCUUUUUGUUAUAAAAUGAAAUCUGUCAUGAAAAAAAAUCCUUUUUUGAAACCAAAGUAGUUUAUUGACUACUAAACUGAGUGACAGAAUAUAAACACUAUAAAAAAUGUUAUGGAAAGUGACAUAACUUUUUGGAUUGGAACAACUAAAUUAGGAAAGUUGGCAAUGCAAAUUUUUUAGGGACCGAGAGAAGAUAAUGUGGCAUUAUUACACAUCAUUGCAAGUGUUGAAAAGCGAACUCACAAUUGAUCACAUUGUUGUGUUUAUCAACUUCAGAAAUAUGGUGUUGUUCUUUGCCCCCCCCCAUUCCACAUUAAGGAUGCAAUCACCCUUAUGCCUAUUUUAAUGGGGUUUCCAUUAGAGCAUUCAAAAUGCUUUGUAGUGGUGAAUUUGUUUUCAGUUGUAGUGCAUGUUUUAGCGGUACUGAGCGGUUGAACCUGUUUAGUGUUUACACAGAACUGUACAAACAACUUUUUGUACUAGACUAACGAAGUGGUUUCAUGUCCAGUGAUAAGAGAGGAUUUAACAAUUGGGGAGCAAUGCCCCCUCCAAGGGCAGGGCUAUUGUGAGGCGAGCAGACUGCAAGGAAGCAAGUUAUCGAAGUCAUCAAACCACGGAAAGAGAUUGUUGAAGAGGAAUGUGAUGUGAAUCUCUUGAAGGCCAUGGUAUUGUCUAUCAGAUGUGAUGAGGCCCUAUUUUUCCAUGGUCUAAACUUGAGGGGUUGCAAAUAUGCCCCAAGAUUAUGGUGGCGGAGUCCAAAAGUUGAGUUAUCAAAAAAAGGGGGAAAUCAAAUUUGGAGCAGUUUUUAUUAUAUAGGCAGUCUACCUUUUUUUUUUUUUGCAUCCUGGUGUUAAACCAGAACCCGAACGUUUCUGGUAUAAGCAGUCUACCGUUGGAGCAUGUGUACCCACUUUCUUACUUUGGUCUGCCUAAAUUUUUGUGUCAUACUCCCUCUUAACCAUAGGACUAAGUCAACUUUUUUUUGUUAUCCCAAAAACUAUGUCACUUUCCUUUUAAAAUAACUAAUUUUCUUUUCAUUUCAGUUUCCUCGGUACAAACCUUAAUUAUACAAUUUAUUACUUUUCUGGUUUUUCACCUAAUUUGAAUUUGGUAGAGGUGAUAUUAUAGUUUUUUUAAUCCAUCAGAAAAGAAUAUUAUAGUUGGUUGUAUUUGUUAUUCAAAGCCAUUCAUAUGUCAGUUGACAAUUUUCUUUAGAGAUAAGUAUUAUAAGCUACAGGAAUAUACAUAUGCUCAUAUUGAAUCCUAUUACGUGACAAAAUAAAAUUUAGAAUAUGCAUGGACCCGUGCCGGGCCUAGGCCCGGUAGGGCUUUUGAGGAAUGGGGGAAGACCCGGAACCGGCCCGGGCCUCGGGCUACUUAGUUUUUU
Molecule: messenger RNA, 3518 nt
Organism: Cuscuta epithymum
Lineage: Eukaryota; Viridiplantae; Streptophyta; Magnoliopsida; Solanales; Convolvulaceae
Source: the annotation of a GenBank genome assembly